Messenger RNA from Amaranthus tricolor (Joseph's coat), 623 nucleotides. RefSeq names its product mitochondrial import receptor subunit TOM9-2-like. The record is from RefSeq and is a predicted model, not a curated record. The transcript has a single exon. Gene Ontology annotation, biological process: intracellular protein transport. The coding region runs from base 140 to 457 and encodes 105 amino acids. Lineage: Eukaryota; Viridiplantae; Streptophyta; Magnoliopsida; Caryophyllales; Amaranthaceae. Gene Ontology annotation, cellular component: mitochondrial outer membrane.
AAACCCUCCCACUUCGACAAAUUUAUUCGCGAAGACUCUCGAUUAGGUAUUGUAUAGCUCCUUUUUCUGCUUGUGCCUCCAAACAACAAAAACCUUUUCUUCCUAAUACAUCUUUUCGAUUCCCCUCUCCAAUUUGAUAAUGGCAUCUAACAGUGGAAGAAAAAGGAUAGGAUCAAGCAGCAACAAUGGAAGAGGAGGUGUUCUAGGAAGAGUUUCAAGCACUGUUUCUGAAUCAGCCAUUUUUCAAUACAGCAAACAAACUGCUGCCGAUGCUGCCUGUGUUACCAAGAAACUCCUUAAAAGUACUGGUAAAGCUGCUUGGAUUUUGGGUACUUCGUUUUUGGUCAUUGCUCUUCCUCUUAUAAUCGAGCUUGAACGUGAUGGUCAGUUGGAAGCCAUGGAACUUCAACAGGCUAGCCUUCUUGGGACUCCUCCUUCAUCUGGCAAGAAUUAUUGAUUUUGGCGUUUUGAUUUCUUGGUCUUUUUUUGGAGAAUUUUGCUUUCUUGGUUUUAAUUGUAUUGCGGAAUUAUCACAAUAUGGAUUAUUAAUGGGUUUUCCUUUAUAUACAUGCUAGUACUGUUUUGUUAUGGGAUAAUAAUGCAAUUGGACCUAAUGUGUUGAA